Molecule: messenger RNA, 1923 nt
Organism: Kazachstania africana CBS 2517
Lineage: Eukaryota; Fungi; Ascomycota; Saccharomycetes; Saccharomycetales; Saccharomycetaceae
Gene: KEX1
Product: serine-type carboxypeptidase
Exons: 1
Coding region: 1-1923 (640 amino acids)
Biological process (GO): apoptotic process; proteolysis
Cellular component (GO): trans-Golgi network
Molecular function (GO): serine-type carboxypeptidase activity
Source: RefSeq, a predicted model, not a curated record
AUGAGAACCGUACUGUUACUACUCGCACAGUGCGUGGUGGCAUUAUCAUUCAUUCUAAAGGAUUCUAAUGACUAUUUGGUAAAGAAUCCAAUGGACAUACCCGGCCUGCACAAGUUUGAUAGUAUGGAUAUGAUACCUACUAUGUAUGCAGGCCAUUUACCAUAUUUGUCUCAGGAACAAUUAAAUACAGAUUUAAAUUUGCCUUCAGACUUCGGUUUCUUUUUCUGGAAAUUCAAUAAAUUAAAUGUUACCAAUAGUAAAGAUAACACUUUGAUAUUUUGGUUAAAUGGUGGCCCCGGGUGCUCAUCAAUGGAUGGUGCUUUGAUGGAAAUCGGUCCAUUCCGUAUAAACAUAAAUGGUGAAGCCAUAUCGAAUCCAGGAACUUGGAAUACAAGAUCUGAUCUUGUAUUUGUGGAUCAGCCAGUCGGGACAGGAUUCUCUAACGUCGUAAAUUUCAAUCAAUUUAAUGAUUUGACAUAUUUAGAAAACUUAAAUCAAGUCACUGACCAUUUCUUGGGAUUCUUGGAUAAUUAUUUCACCAUAUUCCCCGGUGAUUUAUCAAAGAAUAUUAUCAUUGCAGGUGAAAGUUACUCCGGUCAAUUCAUACCUUACAUUGCCAAGUCAAUAUUGAAAAGAAAUCAACGAAAAAAUGGUACUUAUAUUAACUUAGUGAAAUUACUGAUCGGUAAUGGUUGGAUUGAUCCACAAACUCAAUCACUAUCUUUCUUACCAUUUGCAAUGGAGAAUGGUAUCAUAGAUGAACAUGAUUCAAAUUUUAAACCUAUAUUAAAAUCUCAUGAAAAUUGUCAAAAUAAAAUUAAUAGUAUUGAUGAUCCAUCAAAAGAUGAACAAUUCGAAUACCCUGAAUGUGACGCCAUAAUACAUGAUAUCCUCAAAAUAACAAGAGAUAAAACUGUAAAUACAGACAAACAAUGUAUCAAUAUUUAUGACUAUGAAUUAAGAGAUUCGUUUCCAUCCUGUGGAAUGAAUUGGCCAGAAGAUAUACCAAACCUAGGUAAAUUUUUGAAUAAUCCAGUUUUACAAAAGACGUUAAAUAUAGAUGUUGAAUGGUUACCUAAGUGGGUGGAAUGUCAAAAUAACGUUAACAUCAAGUUAACUAAUAAAGGAUUUGAUCCCUCGAUCAAUUUAUUCCCAGACAUUUUAUCUCAAGGCUUAGAGAUCAUUCUUUUCAAUGGUGAUAAAGAUCUUAUCUGUAACAAUAAAGGUGUAUUAGAUUCUAUCAAUAAGUUAAGCUGGGGAAACAAAACAGGUUUCACUGAUGAAAUGGAAAGCUAUGACUGGGUUUACAGACGUGAAGAUAAUGAAGAGUAUGAUGAACCGGCAGGUUAUAUCAAUUACGAGAGAAACUUAACUUUCAUUAGCGUCUUCAACGCUUCACAUAUGGUUCCUUACGAUAAAGGUGAGAUUAGUCGCGGUAUCUUGGACAUCGCCAUGAAUAAUGUCCUUCUACACUCCAUGGGGAAGCGUUUAGCUUUGAUCACUUCCGAUCACCCUUAUGUGGAUGAUGAAGAUGCUCCUACUGGCUCAGAUAUUGAUAAUUCAGAUUAUUACGAGUAUUACGACGACUAUGACUAUUAUAACUACUACGACAAUGAAAAUAGCGGCGAGGAACCUGAUAAUGAGCACGAGGAGGAUGUUGAAAGUAACGGAUACUUCAGUGCAGUCAUAACACUCUCUAUGAUGUGUUUACUCGUAACAGUUUACGCUGUGGUUAAAUUUAGACACAAGCUAGCAUCACUCUUCAAGAAAGACAGCUACAUCAGAAUAAAUUCUCAGAAGACUGUUUCAUGGGCGGAUGACCUUGAGAUUGGUGCCGAUUUAGAAAUGAACGACCUAAACAUAAGUGACGAUGCCGUUCCAAUGAGAAAUAGUGACGAAUCGUUUGAGAUUGACGAUAUAUAA